Molecule: messenger RNA, 1014 nt
Organism: Erythranthe guttata (spotted monkey flower)
Lineage: Eukaryota; Viridiplantae; Streptophyta; Magnoliopsida; Lamiales; Phrymaceae
Source: RefSeq, a predicted model, not a curated record
AUGGCGUGUGGAAAAUUCAGACGCUAUGAAAACAACAGAUUGAAGACUUUGGCUAGAUUGGCCAAUCAAAGAUUACAGGAAUUAAUGGAAGCAGAUGAGCUGAAGAAGAAGAACAGAAACAAAAGAAAAAUCAGGAGCAAUCCUGUAUUUAAAAUCCCCGACGACUUCGUCGAUUGGGAAGUAGAAUACGAAGAACAACAAGAACAAGAAGAAGAAGAAUAUUCCGAUCACAAGGCAUCGGCGGCGGCCAAGAGAAGGAAGACCCACAAUAAUAGUCCGAAGAAGAAAAAAGAAUCGAGCGGAGAAGGGUCGUCGUCGUCACAGCCACCGCCGUGUCCUCUGCCGGAAGAAUUCAAGGAGGUGAUAAGAAGAUUAGCGCAAGGAGGAAAACGUGUAACGGAGGAGAAGCUGGUUAUCGAAAAGGGAUUGUUCAAGACAGAUUUGGCUAAGGGAAACAACAGGCUGUCGAUCCCUUUCACGCAGGUUCUUGAUCAUACUUUCUUGACUGACGACGAGACUCACUUUCUUACAACACGCGACGGCAACAACAAGAUGAAUUUCAAAGAGGUCACGAUUAUCGAGCCCUCGUUGGAACUGGAGAAAGUGAAGCUGUGCAGAUGGGAUAUGAACAAGGCUAACGGCAAGAAUACGUCUUCAAAUUACGUAUUAAACGGAGCAUGGAGUAACGUUGCGCAGAGGAAUCAUCUCGAACCUGAUGAUGUGGUCCAGCUUUGGUCUUUUAGAAUCGAUCAAGAGUUGCACUUUGCUCUUGUCAAGCUCCCACAUAAUAAUAAUAAUUAGGUUUUCUUUUUUUAAUAUUAAUCUUGUGAUUUUGAAUAUUGGGUAUUAGGGUUUUCAUUAUUUGUUUAUUUUAUAGGUGAACGAUAAAUCCCGGUUAAGUCUGGUCUAUAAUAUGAUGAAAACGGCAACGUUUCGUAGUUUUAUCUGAUAUAAGUUUAUCGAUCAAGUUUUCCUUAGUUAUGUUCAGUUGGUAUAAAAUCUUAAUUUCUUCUU